UUUUAAAUGUUUUUUUUUUAUAUUUAAGAAACUAAUAAAGAAGUAAAAAAUAAAAAUGGACAUACAAAAUUGCACAACAAUGUUAAAUCGAUCAAACUAUUGUUCAAUAUUGAAAAAAAGAAAAUCUUUAUGCAAAGAAAAUACAAUAACAGUGAAAUUAAAAAGAUACAUUAUAAAAGAUGAAGACUAUGAUAAUUUAAUUCAAACAAUGAAUAACAACAAUACAAAUAAUAACAAUCAACAAAUAAUUGAAAAUAAUGUUGAAAAUAAAAAAUAUGCAAUGUGUUUAAUAUGUCGAUCACAAAAUGAAUGUUCUUCAGAUAAUAUAAUUUGUAAUUCAAUGGUGGCAACCCUUAACCGACAACAACAACAACAUCAGCAAUGGAAGCAUGAUAAUGACAACAAUAAUAAUACCAGCAACAGCAGAAAGAGUCAGAAUUUUAAAAAUUGUGUUGCAAUGGAAACGAGUUCAACAUCAAUUCCAUCCGAUGCAUUGCCAUCGCCGCCGCCAUUGUCAUCGUCAUCGUCAUCAACAACAUCAACAUCGCCAUUGCCAUCGCCAACUACAACUACCAAAUGGAAUGCAUUGGAAAUUGCCAAUCAAAAGAGUCAAUCACAACGGAAUGCAGCAGCUGUCAGUUGCAGUUGGAAUGACAGUUGUAGUCCGUUCAGCGAUAGCAGUAGUAUGCCAUCAUGUCAACUGCAAUCUACGUCAUCCUCCUCAUCAAUCCCUCCUCCUAUUUUAUCCAAACCAACAACAACAACACCAUUAUCAUCAACAACAUCCUUAUUAUCAUCAUCAUCACAACAACAACACCAACAACUGUCAUCAGCGGCGGCGUGUUCUUCAUCACCAUCAUCAUUAUCAUCAGCCGAAGCAGUACCAGCAGCAUCAACAAUUGAAAUGUCAUCAUCAUCAUCAUCAUCAACAACAACAACAACUUUAACCAGAGAAGCAACAGCUUCAUCCCAAUUAUCAUCUUCAUCAUCAAGAACAAAUACCUCGACGACACCGCUGCCAUCUUACAUUAACAGUUGUAGUAGUAGUACAAGUUUAAGUGGUAACAGUAAAAGUUGUGCGAGUUUACUAAGAACGUUAGCACUAGUUGCUGUCAUUCUAGAAAAAUGUUUUAUCGGAAUGUUCGGUACAACAACAACGCGAACGCGAUAUAUUCGUGGAAUGUCACUGCUCGAGCAUGACAUUAAUAACAAUAAUAAUCAAGAAGUGACAGUUAUUCGAAAAUCCAACAACAACAACAUCAAACGAAGCCAUAUUAGUUCCGGUUUACCCAAAUAUCCAAUUAUGUUUGUUUUUUUAAGUUUUUCAUUUAUGACAUUGAUGAUGCUGCCGAUGACAACCGUUGCUGCCGCCAGUCCGGAAGUUCGAUUACAACGAAAUGAAACUGUAUGCAAAUCUCGAGACAUUCGUAAUUCGGUCAGUGAAUUUCGUCUUCUAACAAAUUGCACUGUCAUCGAAGGAUUUUUACUAAUUUCACUCAUCGAAGGCCACAAUCAUUCAGCUUAUGAAAAAUAUUCAUUCCCAAUGUUAACUGAAGUUACAGAAUUUGUUAUGAUUUAUCGUGUUAAUGGACUACGAACUUUAAGCACAUUAUUUCCCAAUCUAAGUAUCAUUCGGGGUAAAGAAUUGUUUGAAGGAUUUGCAUUGAUACUUUAUGAAAAUACGCAUUUAGAAGAAGUUGGAUUGGUAUCGUUGACAACAAUUGCCAGAGGUGCAAUAAGAAUGGAGAAAAAUCCAGCUUUAUGUUUUUUGGAGACUAUAGAUUGGACAAGAAUAACGGUUAAUAUGACAAAUGAUCAGCAUUUUUUUAGGGGUAAUAAAGCAGCUCAAGAAUGUCCUGGUUGUCCGGGUGGUUUAGAUGGUAAUGAAGAAAAGACUAAAGUAUGCAGUGGGGGCAACUGUUGGAACAGUAUGGUUUGUCAGAAAAUUUGUCCGAGUGAAUGCAAAAAUAAUUGCAACGACAACUUGCAAUGCUGUCAUGAGAGUUGUAUUGGUGGCUGUGCAAAUGACAAUUAUAAAAGCUGCAAAAGUUGUCGACACUUUACCAAGAUGGAUACAUGCAUCGAUAAGUGCCCUAAAGAUUUCUUCAGUUAUCUAGAACGUCGUUGUGUAACUGCAUCAACUUGUAAAGAAGAAAUCGGUACCAAAUUGGAAGGAACAAAACAAGAAAAGUUAGUUCCAUUCAAUGGUGUUUGUUCCGUCAGAUGUCCACCUGGUUAUAGUAAAAACGAUACCACCGCCACCUGCCAGAAAUGUGAUGGAAAAUGCGUUAAAAGUUGUGAUGGAGGUUUAAUUGAUAGUGUUGGAGCUGCUAAACAAAUGCAUGGUUGUACGAGGAUUGUUAAGUCAGGAUUAUCAAUUAGUAUUAAACGAGGAGGACGACAUUUAAUGGAAGAGCUAGAAAUGAGUCUAUCAUCGAUUGAAGAAAUUGACACUUAUCUAAAAGUUCAUAGAACAUACGGAGUGACAUCAUUGGCAUUCUUUAAAAAUUUAAAAAGAAUUAGAGGAACUGUUCUUGAGAGUGAUAAAUUUGCAUUGUAUGUUUUAGAAAAUCAAGAUCUUGAACGUAUAUGGGGUGAAGGUCAACAAGUACAAAUGGACGAAGGUCGUGUAUUCUUUCAUUUCAAUCCCAAAUUAUGUUAUGCUGACAUUGAUAAAUUACGUCCAUCGUUAAAGAAUAAAUUGCCAUUUGAUAAGAAUGAAGUAGCAACUGAUUCGAACGGUUCAAAAGGAUCAUGCAACACAGAAGUUUUAAAUGUUGAAGUUGUUAAAGUUUCAUCUGGAUCAGCGCAUGUUCGAGUUGAAAAUCCAAUGAAAUUCGAAGAUGAUCGAGUACUUAUUGGUUAUCAAUUCUUUCAUACGGAAGAUGCAUAUAAAAAUGUUUCAAUGUUUGGAUCAAAACCGUGUGAUGAUAGUUGGAAUUCAAAUGACCCAUCGCGAGAAACUGACCAUAUAUUUGUAAAUCUUAAACCAUUUACUCAAUAUGCAUUCUAUGUUAAGACACAAACUAUUUCAUCGGAACCACGUAAUGGACAAAGUCCUAUUGUCUAUUUCCGAACGAAGCCAGAUCAACCGAAAACGGUGAAAAGUUUGAAUGCAAUCGCCAAUUCGAGUUCAGAAAUUAUUGUAAGAUGGAGUCGACCCUCAGUAACAAAUGGUAACCUCACAAAAUACAUUAUUAACGUAACUCUAGACGCUAAUGACCAUCAAAAGACUAAAUAUCGUAAUUAUUGUCAAGAUCCUCUCAAAGCAGCAGCAAGUGGUGAUGUUGUUGGCCUACCAUUUCCAAAUGAAAAAACUGAUCCAGGUCUAAUAAGUACGAAUGGCGGUAGCAGUUCAGAUUGUAAAUGUGAAAAAAAUGUUACACGCAGCAAAGAUGGAAUUAAUCCACAAAUGGUUGAAGCUAUUUUUGAGAAUGUCAUUGAUUUUGAAAAUAAUGUUCAAAAUUUUGUUUAUGUCAAACAAACUAAUGACUCUCAGAAUUAUGGUAUGCGUGAACGACGUCGUCGAGCUGUGGAUAACAUAGACAGUCUACAAGCAUUAGUCAGCACUACCCAAGCACCUAAUUCCAGAGCCAAAACCAAUUCUCGAUUAUAUACGGUGAAUGCAUCAGUGACGGAAUAUACUCUAAAAAACCUAACUCACUUUUCACUGUACACGAUCAAGGUGCAGGCUUGUCGAGCACCAGAAAUUGGUGAAACAUUAAAAGAAUGCAGUCCUGAAUCCAUUGCUUACUCAAGAACACUUAAAUUACCUAAUGUUGAUUUAGCUCGAAAUGUCCAGGUUGAACUGGAACAAUCCAAUACAACUCGAGGAAAUGUACGAAUUAAAUGGGAUCCACCAGAACGACCGAAUAGUCUUGUUGUUUCCUACACAAUCAUCUACGUUGCCGUUGACUCACAAGAUGCACUUAUCGAAAGGCGUUGCAUCACACCUCUUGACAAUCAAAACUUUACCAAUAGCUAUGUCCUUACCGGUUUGCCAACUGGCAAUUACAGUAUCAUAGUUCAGGCAAAUUCUCUUGCCGGUGAGGGUCUCAAAUCGGAACCUGUUUAUAUAUACAUUCCUCCAAAUCGAUUAUCAUGGCAAAUAAUUACAAUUAUAUGCGUCAGUAUAUUCAUCAUCAUUUUAGCCAUAGCUCUUGGUGUUUAUUAUGUUCGCAAGAAGUACCUCUCGCCACCAUCUGAUCUGAAGAUCUUUCCAACUGUCAAUCCCUAUUAUAUUAGCAUGCAAUACCUUCCUGACGAAUGGGAAGUACCACGUGAUAAAAUUAUUCAAUUGGGUGCCUUGGGACAAGGCUCCUUUGGCAUGGUUUAUGAGGGUAUAUUGAAAAAUUUCAACAGCCAGGAUGACACUCCGUGUGCCAUAAAGACUGUCAAUGAAAAUGCCACCGAUCGCGAGCGUUUGAAUUUCUUGAAAGAAGCAAGUGUCAUGAAACAAUUUAAUACCCAUCAUGUGGUUCGGCUGCUAGGAGUGUGUUCACGAGGUCAACCGGCUUUGGUGAUAAUGGAAUUGAUGAAAAAUGGCGAUUUAAAGGCAUAUCUGAGACAACAUCGCCCAGAUGCUGAACAGAAUCACGGAGAGCCAGCUAUUCGACCGCCAACACUCGAUAGAAUUUAUCAGAUUGCCAUUGAAAUUGCCGAUGGAAUGGCCUAUUUAGCGGCAAAGAAAUACGUCCAUCGUGAUCUGGCGGCGAGAAAUUGCAUGGUUGCUGCUGAUUUGACAGUAAAAAUUGGCGAUUUUGGUAUGACAAGAGAUGUUUAUGAGACUGAUUACUAUAGAAAGGGGACAAAGGGUCUAUUGCCCGUUCGUUGGAUGUCACCUGAAAGUUUAAAAGAUGGUAUCUUUAGCAGUGCCAGUGAUGUGUUCAGUUAUGGUGUUGUCCUUUGGGAAAUGGCAACACUUGCCUCACAACCCUAUCAAGGUCUAUCAAACGAUCAAGUUUUACGCUUCGUUAUAGACGGUGGUGUUAUGGAAAGACCAGAAAACUGUCCUGACAAAUUGUACAAAGUUAUGCAAAAAUGUUGGCAACAUCGCCCCUCGGCCCGGCCAACAUUUAUGGAAAUUAUUCGUUUUCUACUCGAUUCUGCUGAUCCGAAAUUUCAGGAAGUUUCCUUCUAUCAUUCAGCAGAAGCUAAGGAUAUGCAUGAUCAAAUGCAUCCAGAACACGAUAUGGAUGAUGUUACAACACCAUUGCGAGUGGGCGAAUUUGAUUAUAAAUUAAACAUGGACGAUAAUUCAUCAGUUGAACCGCACGAAAGUCCGGCACUUGAUGAAGAAGAUGAUGACGAUGAUAAUAUACAAUCCCACUCGCCGUAUAGCCUUGGCUCAGCAAUAAUAAUAAGCAGUACGCCCGGAAACCAUUCUAAAUACAGUCCAAACAUAAUAAUGAACCAAAGUAAUCUAUCAUUAUCGCUUCCAUCGACUUCCGCAGCAGCUAGAGCUGCAUCAAUAGCAGCCGUCUCUGGUAAUAUAGAUAAUAAUGCCGUCACCGAUGCCGAUGCCGAAUAUGUUCAACCUGAUAGUUCUUAUAUUUAUGGUAAUAAUGAAAAAGACCAACAACAACACCAAAAUAACAAUACAUCCGGUGAUUCAACAACCCUAGCAUCUGCAACAGCAGCAGCACAUCAAAAAUCAAUCAAAAAUCAUCCAUCAUCGAAAUAUCCCAACAGCCUUAAGCGAGCUGUUGCAUCCACAGUACAAAAUGUUAGUAAUAGUUUAGUACCUUUGAACUUCCUUCAUCGACGUCUCUUUAAGAAUAAUCUAAAUAAUAAUAAUAGCAACCAGAAUAAAAGUGCCAAAUCAGAAUCAUCCUCCACAUCCACUUCUAGUAAUAAUGGCAACAAUAAUAAUUCAAAUAAAAUGGCUACUGCUGCCAAUGUUGAACUUGGAUCGACCACCGCCGGAAGUGGAAGUCGUUCGUUUUUUGCCGGCUUAACACCCAGUCAUACUAGCAAAAAUCCAAACUAUCAAAUUCUAGAUGAAUCCUUAAAUGUAUCAGCAAUUCAGGAUGAACAACGGCCAUUAACAAAAACCAAACCAUCUCGCUCUCGAACUGAAAGCUGUAGCAGUGAUGCGAGUGAUGGGAAUAGCACCAACAAUAGAAACGGCAAUAAUACUACUAUUCACCCGAGACAGCAACCACAACAACAUCAAACCACAGAACAAUGCAAUCUAAAUAAGGAUAAUACUAAUUAUUUAUUAAGUACUAGCAGUAGUAAUUUUAAGGAUACCAAAUCAUCACAAAAUCAGAAUCAACCAAUUAUAUCAUUAGCACAUGAAUUAUUUUUGAAUUCAGGUGUUAGCAACCCUAUUAGCUUUAAGGACAAUAAAAAUAAUAAAAAUACUACAACUACCACAACUAGUGAAGCGCCACUACCACCACCACCAAUAUCUGCGGUGAUUAUACCGACUUCUAAUUCUAAUUCACCAAUAACAACAACUUCAACAACAACAAAGACUCCAUAUCAAUUGAAAGAGAAAUGGCUUCAACAACAAUUACCGAAAACAACAACAGUAGCAGCAGUACCACCAAAUGGAUUUAUUGGACGUGAAGGAUAAAGAACGAAUCAUUGAAUUACGUAUGUACAUAAAUGUAUAGAUAUUUUUUUUAUAUUAUAUCAAAAAAAAAAAUAGUUAAAGAAAAGAAAAACGUUAUGUAUAGCAAGAGCAAUGAUUUAGCAGUAUUUGAACCGGUUGGUAGUUUCUUAAGAGCAGAUGAAAAAUCAGAGCAUUUUUAAUGAAUCCCGACAAAUGUUGCACUGUUGCAUUUCAAAACUAUUACAGUAGUUGGCCAAAUUAUGAGGGAAAAUUUAGGUUAUUUCAUCGUAACUUUUAUAGCUCGAGAAAGAGCGUGCCCUACUUCAUUUCUGUUGAAUCUUGGUAAGGGUAAAGGUAAAUCACUAUGACAUGAUCAGAGCAAACAAGAAGUUUUUUUAAAUUCUUGUCCUUUUAAUUUCUGUCACUUAUAAAAGUGACAAAUGGUUUCAACUACACCUACGCGCUAUGUCUGGAGAUGUACUUUAGCUUCCUCCAACUCUUCUCAAGUGGACUUUUCCUCGACUGCUCUCCGCCAUGAGCUUCUCGGUCUUUUGAUUCCUCUCGUCUAGUUUUUUUCGGUAAACGAUAUUAAAUAUUUUCAAUAAAAGAAAAUAUUCCACGUAUACCACAGUGAUUGUUGAAUUAAGGACAACGGCAAUAAAAUGAAUGGGUGACGAGUGCCAAACCUCCAACCAAUUAUAUUUCAUUGAAAAUGUACUUUGGAGGUAUAUUAACAAUUCAUGGACACAGAAGAAGAAGUUUCGGUUUUAUGUAAAUUAUUUUAAAUUUUAUCUUUCAUUUAUCUUUUUAUACCUUUAUAAAAGUCAUGCAAUUCGAUACGCAAUCUCGAUUACGAUUGCUUUUGAAUGAAUAUUAAUGAAUGUUCCUUCUUCCCUAUAUAAAGCAAAAUAAAGUGCAUGAUUCAUUAAAUUUCUACAAUCUGAUUGAUAAGAUCUGCUUUAGAAACUCAGUUUAAAAUUCACUAUAAAAAUCAUAUUUCCAAGCGCACAUUGAAAUUAAGAUAUUCACAAAGUUGUAAAUUAUGUUGAGACCCCACUACCACUAUUAUACGAGUACCAAUGGAAUUCUUAUUUAAAAUUUAAAUUAGAAGUCGAAAAAUCACAAUUUCAAACAUAAACUUAAGAACUAAAUAGGUAUAAGAUUAUUAUUUAAUCUACAUUUAAAAAAAAAAGUAAAAAAAAAAUGAAUGCAAUGUUCUAAAGU
Molecule: messenger RNA, 7783 nt
Organism: Episyrphus balteatus (marmalade hoverfly)
Lineage: Eukaryota; Metazoa; Arthropoda; Insecta; Diptera; Syrphidae
Product: insulin-like receptor
Exons: 19
Coding region: 56-6580 (2174 amino acids)
Biological process (GO): protein phosphorylation; positive regulation of phosphatidylinositol 3-kinase/protein kinase B signal transduction; multicellular organism development
Cellular component (GO): axon; membrane; insulin receptor complex
Molecular function (GO): insulin receptor activity; insulin receptor substrate binding; ATP binding
Source: RefSeq, a predicted model, not a curated record